CAGGCAACACACACUCAAAAAUUUAAUGUGAGUUCAGAGCUUGAUUUGGGGAAAACAGUUCUAGCAGUUCGAGCGUCAUGGACGAGGAACACGCCAAUCCGCCCGCCGAUCCGAGCAUCAAGCCCAGUGAAUAUUCGCAUGGUCGCUUCGUGAGCCGGAGCACCAUCACCCUGACGCACGGAAUGGACUCGACGAGGCUGCUCUACAUGGGCGACAACUUUCAGCAGACACGCAGCGACCAGGACAUUUUCUUCGACUGCCAGGGGCCAGCGGAGGACUCUCAAGAGGGACGCAGUGCCACCAGUCGCUGCAAGCUGGAAGACCCGGCUGCCAUUCGGGAGGCCCUGGAACGGGCGGCCAAUGCCACGCAGAUGCUGCUCAAGAACUUUGACAAGGCUGGGGGUUGGAACCAACCCUGUGCCGUCACCCUGGAACUGACCGCUCGAUUGGUGGACCCCAAGAAGGGUCGAGCCGGUUGUCCUCUCCACGGCAAACCAGUGACUGUCCAGAUGCCGCUGGAGUUCAAUCCGCAGGGUAACAAGAUGGUCAGCUGCCAGCAGAAGCAUCCGCCCGCCACCAGGCAACGCAAGGAGUCCAUCUGCCAGUGCCGAUCCCACCAGGCGAUGCGACCGCCGCCAAGGACACCCAAGCCCAGCACAGAAUGCCCGGCUCUGAUGUACAUGCAGCAUGAGCGACAUUCCGACAGCGACCCCAACUCCCGCCACCAACAGACCGACCAAUCCUACAUAAAAGACCACUAACCGUCGAAAGCCCCGCAGUCCCAGUUAUCCGAGUGCGAGGAUCCACAUGCCAAGCCUUCGCAGACGGAGGACUCCUUUUUGCGGAAACACCACACGCCCAAGUACCCGGCCCCAGCCGGACCGAAGGCCGAAACGAAACUGGAUGAAGGACCUACCUGUUCCUGCAAGCCCAAGCGGUCUAAGUCCGCCGAUCCACCACCGGUCAAGACCCAUGUAUGUGCGUGUCACAAAGGCAGUCCUUCCAGUGAAGUGGAGAAACCCAGUGAGAAGAAGCCAUGCUCCGUGAGAACAUCGGUGACUGAACAAAGUGCAGGAACAUCGUUCAAAAGUGCUCUAACAGCUUGCACCAAGGAUCUCCUUGAUCCCUGCACUUGUGGCUCCAAUCCACCUUACUGGGCGGGUCAAAGUAACCUGGUUUCCGGACCAUCCCACAGUAGGGCUCCCACAGUAGAAACCUCCUUUAAGAGCAACUUCACCUUCUCUCCCCUGCUGGACCGGGCAAACCAAGGGAAAGCACUCCCGAUCCAAGAGUCUGCCAGUCUUCCCGAAAGAUCUAGUCGGCACCAGAGCGGCGUAACUUGGUUGUCCGCUUUAAAAGAUCCAGAAACCGAGGGAUCCGCCCAGAAGGAGGAACGACCUCCGUGUACCUGUAAUGCCACCCAGACCAACAAGGAUUCCUCAAUGACUUUCCUUCCACCGAGCCAUCCCAACUACCGCAGCAUGACUUCCAGAUCGAAUGCUUCCAGUGCGAGAAACCCAUGUAGUCAGCCCUCCUUUGGAGUGGACGAUGAGACCUCGGCUACAACGAGAUCCCGGUCGAUUGUGGGCAAGAUCACCUGUCUGUGCGGUUCAGAGCAGCAGCCCGCCAAGGAUUUCGUGGCCAAUCUUGCCCAUCAGGAUUGCCCAGAGUGUGGAGAAGAGCGCAGCAUUCCGCCAUGUCCCUCCACCAGGAUACAACAUCCAUCUGGAUUCGCCCAGUUCAAGGAUUGCCAGUCAGCUCCAUGCCAACCCAGUGCCUCUACUCGUUCGAGAAAAGUAAGCCUGAAGGACCAGUGGAGAUUCUGUGACUGUGAUGAGUCCGAUGGGUCCUCCGACUUGUCCGAUCCCAUCCAGACCAGCCUCCACACCCACCGUCUCUCGGGCGGCAGUUGUCUGUGCAAUUACGACGAACCUCGCCAGGAUCCCGCCCAGUCGACGUGUGUGAGCAAGGAGUGCCAGUGCUAUCUGAAGAACGAUCUGGCAGAGAUGCAGAGUGCCCAGGAGGGCACGGGUUUCCAGACACCCGAGGAUCUCUGCGGAAACAAGAGCAUGGCCUGUUGCACGCGCAAGCAGCGCAUCCUCCAGUUGAUGGAGAAGCUCACCACUUCCGGAUGCGAAUGUGGGGAGUCCCGCUCCUGCCUGAUCCAACAGCUGUUCCGGGAAAUGACACUAUUGCUGAGAUCGGAAAGGGAGGAUGCAGUUGCUCCGGCAGAUGCCAAGGCCCCCUGUCUGACCUUCGAUGAGUGCUGGCGAACCAACAUGACCGCACUGGUGAGGAGAAGCCGGCGAGAAGCCCAUGUCCAAAAGGCAGGUCGACGAGUAGAGUGCUUCCAUCAGCUGGAGGAAUACCUGCGCAAGUGCUACUUGCCGCCGGGAGAGCCGGAGGUCCCAGACGAUAUCUACGCCUUUGAACUGGACCCGGACUUUCCACCCGAUGCAGAACCCCAAAAACCUAGUGGAGAUGGAACAAUCCAGCCUUGCUCGGAGAAGUUCUACGACCUGGGAAAUUCUUUAACCUGCUCAGGUGAUGGCCUAGAUGGCGAUGUCUUCCGUGACUGUGAGGAGGAAGAAGAGAUCAUAAUGCGACUGUAACGGAGAGAAUCAACCAAUGGAGAGCCAGAUCUUUGCCAAUCCCUCAAAGCCUUUAUCAACAAGGAAGUGCAAGAAAUUCUAGAGGAAGAGACCCAAAAGGAAGGCAACGACCUGGAACCAAAAACACCCAGCAUCAUACUCAAGGAAAUCUGUGAGGACCCACGAACCCUUGCCCCUGUAAGGGAGGAGAAACCCGAGCAGGUUGAGUGUCCUUUUGCCGGCAUGGUGUCCUGUCCUCCGUGGAUCAAAGAGGAGACGGACUGGGCGGCCUAUCCCUACAAUGUAGAGCCCUGUGCGCAGAAGGAACAUGUGCCCAGGGGUCCGCGCACUGGUCUUCUGCCCGAAGGACCUCUUCCACCCAAUGUGCGAAAUCUCUGCGAGCAGCUCCUUCGAACCCUCAAGGACUGUGGUAUAUGUGGUGGCACUCCUCUGCACUCCUGCGAAGAUGAAGAGUGCCCGCCCGAAUGCGAGCAAUGCCCAGAAGAGUGCCCGGAAGACUGCGAAGAAUGUGAGGAGGAGUGCCGGGCGGAGGCACCUGAACAGGGAUGCCUCUGCUGCCACUGUCGCGCCCUCAUCUGCGACGAAGAGUGCAAGACGGUUUCCAAAACCCUCCGAUCGGCCAUGUGCGAUCCACUCUGCGAAAUGAAAUACUUUAUAGACUCUAUGAUCAUAGAUAUGCAUGCCAUGGACUGUGUGCUGGGAAACAAACAGGCGAAGCCCAAGGACGUAAGGGCAAAUGAUGCAACCAAUAGGACUGGACCGGGGGAUAGUUUUCCGGCUACGAUUACGUGUGUUACCAGUUUGGGUUGCACCGCUCUCUAUGUCAGAUGGAAAGUGGAAGACUGCCGCGCUAUAGCAGGAUUCGAGGUGGAUUUACGUGGAUGGCAUUUGACCAAUAGAUUCUACAGUUUUCGUCACGAGGCGGGUGUAAUAACCAAUGUGAAUGUGACCAAUCCCCACCAGAUUGUGCUGCGUGCCCAGGCGGUGGGUCAGGAGUUCCCCGGCGAGGGUAGGGGCAAAGGCCCGGAAUGCGGCUGCCAGACGGUGGCGGUUGCCAAUCCGGAACUGAUGGCCGGAGCUGAGAGGCCGUGGACGCCCAGUGUCUUCUACUAUGAUCCCAACCAAUUGCCGCCGUCGGGAGGCGGUCAAAAGUGCUAGUCAAGAAUCAUAUAUCGAAUAUCGUCGGAUAUCAAUAUCACCGUUAUCGGAACAAAGGAGCAUUACGCUCCCUCACCUUUUAGCUUGUACAUAUAGCAUAUUUAUAUGUAGUGUUUGUUAAGAGUUGUUUUUUCUGAAGGAUACCAAGCGAAAUUAUCUGUACGUAGUGCUUUGCAUAGUGCCUUAAAUCGUAAUACUAGAUUUAAGCAGAGAUCAAUGCAUUGUAAAGGAAUUGAAAGCAGAUUAAUCCAUUCAGAUGGCACGUGUUAGUUGACAAAAACCAAAUUCACUUAAAUAAAUGAAUCUCAUUGUUAGAGAUGCAAAAAUGUUA
Messenger RNA from Drosophila suzukii, 4101 nucleotides. Lineage: Eukaryota; Metazoa; Arthropoda; Insecta; Diptera; Drosophilidae. The record is from RefSeq and is a predicted model, not a curated record.